AUGGCAGCGCAGGAAGGCGGCAACGAGGGCAGCAACAAAGAUGAUGAGGGCGACAAGGAUGGCUUAGAAGGAGAGGAAGAGGAAGAGGAAGAAGAGGAAGAGAAUAACAACAACAACUUCUCUAAUACUAACAUCCGCAAGGCAAUGCAGCAAGUACUUGGUCAGCAGGACGUUGGGUUUCGAUCCGCAGAGCAGGAGCUGGCGCUGCACGCAGUAAUCGAUGGGCAGACGCCGCUUGUCGUCGUGCUGCUGACUGGUGGAGGCAAGAGCUUGCUGUUUAGCGUGCCGGCUUGCAUGGACGACGCUGGGGUGAUGGUGGUCGUGGUGCCGUACUGA
Messenger RNA from Didymella exigua CBS 183.55, 336 nucleotides. RefSeq lists its product as uncharacterized. The transcript has 2 exons. Bases 1 to 336 code for a protein of 111 amino acids. The record is from RefSeq and is a predicted model, not a curated record. NCBI's taxonomy places the organism in Eukaryota, Fungi, Ascomycota, Dothideomycetes, Pleosporales, Didymellaceae.